AUGAAACGACCUGGGUAUGGACGGUCGGAUGGAAAACUGAUCUGUGCUGGAGUGCGUCUCAACCUGCAGUUUCAGCAGUGCCUGAAAGCCGUCCCUCCAAGCAAACGCAACCUCCCUGGGAGCACACUGAUGACCGCACAGCCCGGGGGCCACUCCAGCGCCUCACUUCCUCAGCACGGCCUCUUCCGUCUUCGUCCCGCCCUGAGCCGGUGCUCAGAGCGUAGGCUUCGGCCGCGCCGGGGUUCACGGCCCCAAAACAAGGCCGACAGCUUGUCGCCCGUCGUGACCCCGCGAGGCUCCGGGGCCGCCAGCGGAAGUGACGGCACGCGUCGUCGGCUCGGCCCGCCUCUUCCGGUCGGCGGCGCCCCGCCCCGCGGCCGCCCCUCCCCCGCCGCCGCUCUGUCAGCUUCUCCGUCUCCUUCCUCUUCCUCCCGCUCGGCUCGGCCCGGAGCGCACGCACCUGCCCGCUCGGCGCUGCCCGCGCCCGGCCCUCCUCUCCUCCUCCCGCCGCCCGAGGCCGGCCGGCCGCACAGCCUCGCGGCUGCGUCACCGAGGCCCGACAAGAUGGACACCGCCGAGGAAGACAUAUGUCGAGUGUGUCGAUCAGAAGGGACCCCCGAGAAGCCUCUAUAUCACCCGUGUGUGUGUACCGGCAGUAUUAAGUUCAUCCACCAAGAGUGUUUAGUUCAGUGGCUGAAACACAGUCGAAAAGAAUACUGUGAAUUAUGCAAACAUAGAUUUGCUUUCACACCAAUUUAUUCCCCAGAUAUGCCUUCACGGCUCCCCAUCCAGGACAUCUUUGCUGGACUGGUGACGAGUAUCGGCACCGCCAUUCGGUACUGGUUCCACUACACACUUGUGGCCUUCGCCUGGUUGGGAGUCGUCCCUCUCACCGCCUGUCGCAUCUACAAGUGCUUGUUUACUGGCUCUGUGAGCUCUCUGCUGACCCUGCCAUUGGACAUGCUGUCCACGGAGAACUUGCUGGCCGACUGUCUGCAGGGCUGCUUCGUGGUCACCUGCACACUGUGCGCCUUCAUCAGCCUGGUGUGGCUGCGUGAGCAGAUUGUCCAUGGAGGGGCUCCCAUCUGGCUGGAGCACGCCGCCCCAGUCUUCAAUGCUGCAGGGCCCCACCCACAUGAGGUGCCUGCAGGAGGGAAUGGAGCUGAGAACGCUGCCCCGGACCAGCCUGCCAACCCACCGGCUGAGAACGCGGUGGUGGGUGAGAACCCGGAGGCUCAGGAUGACCAGGUAGAGGAGGAGGAGGACAACGAAGAGGACGACGCCGGCGUGGAGGACGCCGCCGAUGCCAACAACGGGGCCCCGGACGACAUGAACUGGAACGCCCUGGAGUGGGACCGGGCUGCCGAGGAGCUCACGUGGGAGAGGAUGCUGGGACUCGAUGGCUCACUGGUCUUCCUCGAGCAUGUCUUCUGGGUGGUGUCUCUGAACACGCUGUUCAUUCUGGUCUUUGCCUUUUGUCCUUACCACAUUGGCCAUUUCUCCCUCGUCAUGUUGGGGUUCGAAGAACACGUCCAGGCGUCUCAUUUUGAAGGGCUGAUCACCACCAUAGUUGGCUACAUACUCUUAGCAAUAACGCUGAUCAUCUGCCAUGCUUUGGCAACUCUCGUGAAGUUUCACCGCUCCCGUCGCUUACUGGGGGUCUGCUACAUUGUGGUGAAGGUCUCCUUGCUGGUGGUGGUGGAGAUCGGCGUAUUUCCACUCAUCUGUGGCUGGUGGCUGGACAUCUGCUCCCUGGAAAUGUUUGAUGCCACCCUGAAGGACCGGGAGCUGAGCUUUCAGUCGGCACCGGGCACCACCAUGUUCCUGCACUGGCUGGUGGGGAUGGUCUAUGUGUUCUAUUUUGCCUCAUUCAUCCUGUUACUGAGGGAGGUCCUACGGCCCGGUGUCCUGUGGUUCCUAAGGAACCUGAAUGAUCCCGAUUUCAACCCCGUUCAGGAAAUGAUCCACCUGCCCAUUUAUAGGCACCUCCGAAGAUUCAUUCUGUCAGUGAUUGUCUUCGGCUCCAUUGUCCUCCUGAUGCUCUGGCUGCCCAUCCGGAUCAUCAAGAGUCUGCUGCCCAGCUUCCUGCCCUACAACGUCAUGCUGUACAGUGACGCCCCUGUCAGCGAGCUGUCACUGGAGUUGCUGUUGCUGCAGGUGAUCCUGCCCGCACUGCUGGAGCAAGGCCACACGCGCCAGUGGCUGAAGGGACUGGUGCGGGCCUGGACGGUGGCCGCCGGGCACUCGCUGGACCUGCACUCUUACCUGCUGGGAGACCAGGAGGAGAGUGAGAACAGUGCCAACCAGCAGGUGAACAACAACCAGCCGGCUCGCAACAACGCCCUCCCGGUGGUGGGGGAGGGUCUGCACGCCGCCCACCAGGCCAUCCUGCAGCAGGGAGGCCCUGUUGGCUUCCAGCCCUACCGCCGGCCGCUCAACUUCCCACUCAGGAUAUCCCUGUUGAUUGUAUUCAUGUGCAUCACCUUGCUGACCGCCAGCCUCAUCUGCCUUACUCUACCAGUGUUUGCUGGCCGGUGGCUGAUGUCAUUCUGGACGGGGACUGCCAAGAUUCACGAGCUCUACACGGCCGCCUGUGGCCUCUACGUCUGCUGGCUGACCAUCCGGGCGGUGACAGUGCUGGUGGCAUGGACGCCGCAGGGGCGCAGAGUGAUCUUCCAGAAGGUCAAAGAGUGGUCUCUCAUGAUCAUGAAGACGCUGGUGGUCGCGGUGCUACUGGCGGGUGUUGUCCCCCUCCUCCUGGGGCUCCUGUUCGAGCUGGUCAUCGUUGCUCCCCUGAGGGUUCCUUUAGACCAGACCCCUCUUUUUUACCCAUGGCAGGACUGGGCCCUGGGAGUCCUGCAUGCCAAGAUCAUCGCAGCCAUCACCCUGAUGGGCCCGCAGUGGUGGCUGAAAACAGUCAUUGAGCAGGUGUAUGCCAACGGCAUCCGAAACAUCGACCUACAUUACAUCAUCCGGAAGCUGGCGGCCCCUGUCAUCACUGUGCUCCUGCUCUCCCUGUGUGUGCCCUACGUCAUCGCGGCAGGCGUGGUUCCAUUGCUAGGUGUCACUGAGGAGCUGGAAAACCUGGUGCGGCGGCGCAUCUACCCGUUCCUGCUGAUGGUCGCUGUGCUCAUGGGCAUCCUGUCCUUCCAGGUCCGCCAGUUCAAGCGCCUCUACGAGCACAUCAAGAAUGACAAGUAUCUCGUGGGGCAGCGCCUAGUGAACUACGAGCGGAAGUCGGGCAAGGCAGGCGCCGGGCCGCCCCCAGCAGCCUCCCAGGAAUAG
Messenger RNA from Chrysochloris asiatica (Cape golden mole), 3285 nucleotides. It is a transcript of the gene MARCHF6, whose product is annotated as membrane-associated ring finger (C3HC4) 6, E3 ubiquitin protein ligase. The coding region runs from base 1 to 3285 and encodes 1094 amino acids. Gene Ontology annotation, cellular component: endoplasmic reticulum membrane. Lineage: Eukaryota; Metazoa; Chordata; Mammalia; Afrosoricida; Chrysochloridae. The transcript has 28 exons. Gene Ontology annotation, molecular function: zinc ion binding. The record is from RefSeq and is a predicted model, not a curated record.